AGAAUCCCUGCUGGAGAGAAGACAGGAAAAUGUAGGGCGGGUCCGGGAAAAGGAGCCCUGCGCCGGGUCUCCUCCCCCUGCUCUUGCCGGCCGGCCGGCGGGCUGCAGAAGGCUCCUCCUCCUGCUCUGGCUCUGGCUUUGGCUGCUGCUGCUGCUCCGGCGGGGCUGGCUGGCUGGCUGGCUGCCUGUGUGCCGCAUGCUGCUGCUGCUGCUGCUGGUGCUGCUGCUGCUGGGCGCCUUCGGAGCUGGAAGAUGGCGGAGCCGGGGCCGGAGUGCUGCAGCAGUAGCAGCGGGCUGCUGGACGAGGAGCUCUCCUCCUUCGUCUUCCACUAUCUCGCCGACGGCCAGCAUGAAGUGUCUGGUGAGGAGCACCUUUACUCUGAUUUCCCAGAGAUUGAUUUGUCCCAGUUGGAUGCCAGUGACUUUGACUCAGCCAAUUGCUUCAGUGAGUUGCAGUGGGAUUGUGAGCGCUCCGAAACAGAGUCCAGCCAGUACAGCACAGAUGACUCGGAACUUUUGCAGAUUAUAGACAGCGAGAAUGAAGCAUUGCUGGCGGCUUUCACCGAGACACUGGAUGACAUCCAGGGAGACGACAUGGGUCUUGCAGUCUUCAGUAAUAUGGACGAGGGGGACAUGCCCAACAGCGGCUGCACAUCACCCACCCCCUCUCCCAAACCUGCUGCCCCUGUCACAAGGGGCCCUCCUCUGGCCCCCGAGGUUGAUGAGCUGUCUCUACUGAAGACGUUGCUUCUUUCUCCAUCGAAUAUGCCUCCAAGCUAUGAGGGUCAAAGAGAAGGGAGUGUAUGGCAUCAAGGAACUCCCAAACCCAGAUCCCGACGACUUUGUACAAAGGUGGAUGCUGGCCGAGACAGAAAGUCAAGCUUCCUCCAGGCUCACAGUCGGAACUGCACAGAGCUGCAUAAGCACCUCACUUCUGCUGCAAAAGCCAUGACGCACUGCCCAAACACAGAAGCCAGGUGGCUGCCAAAUGAGUGUCACCACAGCGAUAGCAAUAGCAGCAAGCCCCAGAGACAUUUUGCCCCCAAUGGAGAAGACAGUGACUCCAGUGAAGACUUGCUGAAUUAUAGUCAUAUUGUGGCAACUCCUCCCUCCUCCUCCUCCUCUUCCUCCUCUUCUUCUGAGGAAGGCCCUGGAGAGAAAGAACUACACGCUGCAGUGGAGCUCAUACGCUACAUGCAUACCUACUGCCUUCCUUCAAGAAAGUUGCCCCCUACAAACUUUGUUGAUGUAAAACACCAGCAUUUUCACAGCCCCUCAAAAAGAGCAAAGGCAGAUUGUCCCUUACAGAGGCCUGUGCUCUGUGAUAAGGACAGUUGUCCAUCUAGCUCUUGGUGUCUCUCUCUUUUGGGCAACAAGCAGUCCAGAGCUCUUGCUUCUGAGUUCUCCAUCCUGAAAGAGCUGCUUGCCAGAGACCUCCCCUGUGACGUAAGCAAGCCAUACAGAUUAGCCAAGCCUGUGUACUCCUCCUUGGCCAAGUCACACUCUCCCAAAUCUCCAAGAGCCCCCUCACUUGAGGCUGGGGGAGGAUCUACAGAGAUAUGUACAUCAACAACCAAAAUGCCACUAGAUGUGAAAAGUGAGACAAGGCAAACUCCCACAGCAGAGUCCGAGGCUAAGAUAGAGACUGGCAGCUCUGCAGAAGAUGGCACUAUGAAACAGGAGGUUCUCCAAAAUCAGCUGGCAUCUGGCAAGGCAGGUCGCAAGCAGGACAGCUCUGUUUACGCAGUGCGACGCUCCAAAAGACUCAACCCUGACCUCAGUCCUUGGUUGUCAUUCAUUGAUGAGUCUCCCCCAGACCCUGCUGUGUCCAUAAUGACAGCAGGGAACAAGUCUGCCAUCUCUGAGCCUGCCUUGUGCUCCUCCUUGCAGAAAUUUGUUACAGAAACACCAGCAGCUGAGGUAGAAGUAAGUGGUGCAGAUGAGAUGGACAACAAAUUUCAAGGCCUCCCAAUGGAAUUGCAGACCCCCUCGCCAGAGAGCUCAGCGGAGAGCGAAGUGUGUGAGAUAAACGAGAGCCAGUGCUAUACCUUCUUGCAUCAAACAGAAGCACCAAGGUGUCUGUCGCUGCCCUUGGAACAUGUAGAACCAGCAUUUGGGAAGUGCAACUUUGAACAAGUGCUGACUGUAGAGCUGUGUGGCACUGCAGGUCUCACACCACCAACUACUCCACCAUACAAGCCUUCAGAGGAGGACCUGUACAAGCCAGACAUUCACCAGACGCCCACAAAGGAAGCAGCUGUCAUCACUAGCUCUGAACGACCACUAAUGGCAGGUGACCGGGCAACCUUCAGGAAGCACCAGAAGAAGCACCCAGUGCGGACCGAGCUGUAUGCCCACCUGAGCCGGGCUGCUGCCAACCCCUUUCAGCCUGAACAACAUGGGGUGUUGAAACGCCCUUUCUCACGCUCCUUUGGUGAUCAUGACUAUUGCCAGGUCUUGAAGCCCGAGACCUCACUCCAAAGGAAGGUGCUGAAAUCCUGGGUGCCCCCAAGCCAUGUGGAAAGCCAGCACAAGCGGAGGGUAUCUGAUGUACCCCAUCAAGAAGAAAGUGAGCAGGCUACUGAUGAAUCCUCUGCCAAGGAUGGCAUCAAACAGUUGAGAGACCAUGAGAUCAGAGCCAGCUUGACAAAACACUUUGGCCUUUUGGACAGUGCCCUGGAUGAUGGGGAGAUGGCCUUUGACAAGACUCCAGAAUAUGACACUGUUUUUGAUGACAGCUGCAGUGAGUUUGGUUCACCACUGGGAGAAGAGGAGGAAGAAGAGGAAGAAGAAGAGGAGGAGGAGGAAGCAUGUUGUAUAAGUCUAUUGGAAUCCAAGAUGUGUCCAUACAAGUGUCCUCUUGCUAAGACUAAUUUGCACUACUGUUCCCGAAGCAGGUCUGCUUCAGAAUCACCAUGCUGCAGAUCCAGGUCACCUGCAAGUCGAUGGGCUUUGAGAUUUGAAAAUGGAAAGCAGUGUCAAGAUGGAACGAUGAGUGACCUGGGGCAGAUGGAGAAGAAAACAGAGAAGGCCAUUGGAGAAGGCCGAGUAGUGUACAUCAGAAACCUCGCCAACAGUAUGAGCUCCACUGAACUGAAGAAGCGCUUUGAAGUGUUUGGGGAGAUUGUUGAAUGUUGUGUUUUGACCAGGAAUAAAAGGGGAGAUAAAUAUGGCAUCAUCACGUAUCGAUGUUCUGAACAUGCCGCCUUAUCCUUGAAGAAUGGUGCCUCCUUGAGGAAAAGAAAUGAGCCGUUGUUCCAGCUGUGUGGUGGGAGCUUUGGGCACUUCUUCUGGACCAGAUACACUGACUUGGCAGAUUCCAGUACAGAAGAGUCCACCCCAGUCCCGGUUAAAAGCAAAUAUGAGACCAUGGAUUUUGACAGCCUGCUGCAGGAGGCCCAGGAGAGUCUGCAUCGGUAACAGCCUUAACCUUUGAGGAAUACCUCAAUACCUCAGUCAAGGCACUUCCAAUAUGUUUACGUUUCAAAGAAUUGAUUAAGUAUACAACACGAAUGAGAGAGAGAGACUGCUGUCCUUUUGAAUUGAUGUUUACAUUGAACAGGCUGCUUCUGUCUGUGAGUCCCCAUGGUGUUGAUGUUCCACUGCCACACAUUAGUAUCUUUGCUUCUGACUGGUUGUGUUAGGAUGAGCCUGCAAAAGCCUCCUGUCCCUUACCUGCCCACUCUCUUCCUCCUUUGCCCUCCACCCAUUUUUCCUACUGGCUCCCUUCCCCACUUCUUCCGUGAAAUUGCAGCUGUGUUCACCAUUUCUUCUUUUUAUUUUCCUUUUUUGUCCGUAGUGUGUGAUGAUGAAAUUGUUAAUUGUGAAUAGAAUCAAGAUUGUAAACUAAUUUUUAAUAGAAGAAAGAAAUAUAUACUUAUAAUGUAUUUAUGGCUCAGAUGUACUGUAAUUCAGAUUUAUUGUACCGCUUCCUUGAUUUUUAACUAUGCACUGUAAUGCGGCACUUGCUCAUCAGCAGAUGUGUCCAUCCAAAAAGGUGCUCUUCAAUUAGCAGCUCACCACAAAAUUUAUUUCCCCUCCUUGGUGGGACAUUCAGCCCUACAAGGGAUCACUAAGUAAAGUUGGAGAAUUCCCAUUCACGUGGGUAAAAUGUUGGGCUCUCUGCUCCCCAGUCAUUGGCUGCAUUAGACAUGGCUUACUGUGAUUCCACAGCCAAGCUGGCUCUGGAUGUAUGAAUAUGAAAUUGUUAGAUGGUAAAUUUUUAAAAAUGAUAUGGCAAGAAAAGUUGUAAGGGAUGUUUUCCACUUUCCUUUGCUUCCUGGAUUGGCAGUGAUCACCAAGAAGUAAAAUACCACUGGCUUUCCAAGCCAAGGAAAUGGUAUGUAAGAAAAGCCAUUCCGGUGGUUAGACCAAAGGCCUAUGAUAUCCAACUUCCCAGUUCCCGCAGGUGUGAUCCAGAUGAUUCUGGGAAUCCCAGAGGCAAGGCUUGAUGACAUAGAUACAUAGUCCUCUGCCAUUAUUGCCAAAAAGUUAGAUUGCCUCUGAACCUGAAAGAAACCUACAAUCAUUGCUUUCUCCUGGUAACCACUGAUAGACAUAGCCUUCCUGUAAAAGUUGAUGGUGAGACUUAAAAAAAUAAAUCUGAAAACAAUUCCCAGGAGAAUUAUGCUAAAGUUUUCUUAGCUUUACAGAUGACAUGAUAGAUGCCAUCAUUUCAUGAGGUAUCUCUACACAAUGUUGGAGUUUAGAAUCAUAGAAUCGUAGAGUUGGAAGAGGCUGCAAGGACCAUCCAGUCCAACCCCUUGCCAUGCAGGAAAUCUAAAUCAAAGCAUCUCUGACAGGUACAGACACAUUAAACAAUUUGUAUGAAGGCCAUACAUCACAUCACUAGUAGCCUCAGGAAUAGUAUCUUCAGCCAUCUGGUCAUCUCACCAAAGCAAAAUCUCUUCCCUAAUAGGGUUUGAAGGACUCUCUCUUCAAGUCCAAAAGGGACCAAGGGCAUCCUUGCCUGUGGAGUGGUCAUGUAUACAAAGUGCUCAGAGAUGGCUAGAUCUGUGUAUCAACAUGACAUUCCCUAUGAGAGGAGCCAUAUAAGCCAUAAAACAUAACAGUUAUUGCUACAGUUUACUUAUUUCAUUCACCCUCCCAUUCUCCACCAGGAAAGCCAUAGAUGCUGCUUCCUAUUUGCCUGUGGCUGUGUCUUGCUUGUGGCUCUGAUCUGGUGUCAGACAUGCAUGCACACCCUUCCUUGUUUGACUUUAUAAAGAUUCAAAAACCCAAAGAGUCCUUCAGAACCAGCCUUGUGUAGUGAUUAAAAUGUUGGACUGGGACUUGAGAGAUCCAAGUUGAAGUUCCCAUGAAGCCAUGAAAUGUACAGGGUGGCCUGUUUUUCUCACUCAGCCUGAACUACCUAGUAGGUUUGUUGGGAGAAUAACACGGAAAGGAAGAGAGCCAUAAACAUCACCUUGAGGUCAUUGGAGGAGAAAUAUAAUAUAAAUGUAGCAAAGGCAGGGAGUCAGCACAGAAUAAUUUAGGGUAAUGUAGACAAAUUAUUUAUGGAAAAAAGCAGUCUUUGAUGUUGGCUGGGAUGCCUGGUAAUAGCUUGUAUGGUCAGAAACCGGAAUAAAUUAUUAGAAGAAAGAUGUUCCUUUUCAGCUGUCACAGUAGGUAAAGCAAUUAAUUCUUGCUAUUCAAGCAGACAGUUCACUGUGCUAAAUGAGCAACUUACAUGAGGAGUAGGGCUACUCUUGUACUCUCCCUAGAUUUAAUGUUCAAGGGCAUGUGGGGAAGAUCAAAAACAACAGGAACAUCAAAGAGAUAAUUCAGAUAACUUUGCAAAGCCCUCCAGAAAACACCAUGUCUUUUGUUUCAUUUUCCCCCCACAAAAAGCUGAGACCUCUGGGAUUGCACCAUCCCAUGUAGAUAGACUACAACAGCCUUAAUUCUGCCAAUAGAUAGAUAUCUCUUCCCUGAAGGUCUCUUUGGCAUUAACAUGUAUUUAAUUUGAAUCAAAUGCCAUAGAUUGCCAAAGACCCUCAGGCCAAAGGCAUGUCAUCCAAAGGUUUGCCUGUCCUGUUAUCUUGGGAGGGACUUCAUGUGUCAGAAACACCACAAGGAGUCAGCUCAUGUAACUUACUGCAUGCUCAGUAAUCUGUUAUUUGAUUGUUGUAUUUAUGUCUUUGGAUGUGGGGCUUUUACAAUAGCAAGAGUUCAUUUCAUGCAGAAGCUAACGUUAUGGUUCGUACACCAAAGUUAACGGUCACUGUAUUGGCUGCUGCUGUGUUGCAUACACCAUCUCUGUUUGGGCAAGGCCAGAAGAUCCCGCUCUCUGUAAUUUUCCCAAAUCAAAGUCUGGGUGACACAUCUGCUGUUGACAAGUGCCUCAUUGUAGCUCUGCCUUUUUCUGUCUUAGUAUUUCCUCAACACAAUGAUGUUUACAUGUGAUUGCUAUAGAGCUUACUGUAGAAUGUACAUAGCGACACAUUAGGGUGGGUAGGACUGUCCUGUCCUGUGCUGUGCUGAUGUUUUCAGAGAACAAUCAAACAAAUAAUAAUUAUAAUAGUAACCACCCCAACAAUCAAUAAGUGGAAUUCUUCCAUCUCCUGACUUGGGUUCAAGGGUAGAUCAAAGUUCAUGACUGGCUUUGGUCAGAGAGAUGGAAAAUGCAUCAAAUUUUAAGUAUGUUGUUGGAUGCAGCAGAGGAGUUGUCAUCAUUCUGCUCUCUGGGAGGAGUGGCCUUCAGCAUGAGUCAUUUGCACACAUGGCUUUGUACUCAAUGGGUUUUGUAUCUUGAGUUGCUUUUCAGAGGCUGGAUUAUACAUGCUAGAACAUGCCUGUAGUGUGUUCUCGGAGCAGGAAAAAAGAGUCUGUAACGCACAUGGCCUCUCAUUCCUAGGUAUAGGGAGAGGUGCAAUAAGUGGUCUUUGCGUUGCCUGAAGCCUAUAAAAAUAUUAUUUUAUUUUAUUUGCAAGAAACUUCACUAGAAUUUUAUGCAAUAUGCACACAUGUGCACAAACGCACACAUAUAUUAAGGAAAGGUAGCUGUGGUGGUAAAGGAAGGGGCACCAAAACCCCUCUUCCUGCUGCUGGGCACACAGCCAAAGCUGUGAAGCUAGCUGUGUUGAAUGUAGAGCCUGAGUAGUAUGGUUUGAAAAGCACGCACAUUGAAUGCUGGUUAUGGCAGACCAGUACCUGUGGCUUAUUUUAACAGAAGCACAGCUAAAUUUGUAUUGACUACACAGGGAGCAAUACGUGAAAGUUCUUGCCUCUUAUUUACUCUUCUAGUAGCUUGGGAAGGUUCACUGUGCAACUGGAGAACUUUAGGGAAGAAGUCUCUGUCAGAGCACAGAGCUUGGACAAGUUGCUUUUUUGGCCCUUGGUCCUCAGAAUUGUCACAAGAGUUGUGGCCCCCAAAAGUAAUGUUACCAGGGUAUUCCAGGAGGGACAGAACACACUAAAGAUACUCCUUUUCCCCCCUGUGGAGCAGCACACUGCAGUGCUCUCUAUCAUGUGCUGCAAGAAGUAGUCCUGGGAUUCUGAUGAUGAAGUCUAGCUCCGUAUAGCACAGGAAUCUGGACAAUCAUUUGGGAGCCGUGGAGGUCCUACCCACAAGUCAGAUUUACCAUGUGAAUGUAAUUAUAAUAGACCUAUAGAACCUGUGACCCACCAAUCCAAACUUAUCUAGCUCAAGGCUUGACAAGCCUCCUGACCGUGUUCCUUGCUAGGACUGGGGAAUGAAAAAUACAAUGAAAUAAAAAUGGGGGAAAGCAGGAAUUAAUUACUUUUACAAGCUGCAAAGGACCAGUGUGGUGUAAUGGUUUGGGCAUUGGACUGGGACACUGGGAGACCAGGGUUUGAAUCCUGGCUUGGCCAUGGAAACCCACUGGAUUAUCUUGGGCAAGUCACACUCUCUCAGCCUCAGAGAAUGGCAAUGACAAACCCCCUCUGAAGAAACUUGCCAAGAAAACUCUAUGAUAGAUUUGCAUUAGGGUCGCCAUAAGUUGGAAAUGACUCGAAGGCCAAUAACCAAGCUGAAGUAGAAUGUGAUCCAUUUGGUGAUUUGUACAGUCCUGGUUCAGAACACAGCGUAAGCAUUUUGAUCACACUGUAGAGCAUGAAUUUGUUCUAUGUGGAGUGUGGUCUUGGACCUUCCCCCAUUGUUCACUGACCAAGCAGGAUCCACAAUAUAUGUACACUACUUGCAGAAUGCAAUUGAGAGCCACAGUUUGGAGCUGGCAAAGGGGAAAGGAACACUAAUUUCUUCUGUAGGGCAGGGGGGUUAAAAUGACUAUGAUAUCUCAGUAUAGCCAAAACUGCCAUUCAUAAAAUAUUCAGGCAGAUUCUUUCUUAGGGGAGUUCUGUUCAGAACAUUUUGACUUCACAGGGACAGAACACGGACACCACACUGCCUGGCUAAGAACAGUGGCAGAGAGGUGUCUAUUAGCGAAGGGAAGGUAUUUAUUGAAUGGUCACUUUUUUCAGGAAGAGCAUGCACCAAUGCUUUUUUCCAACCUGGACUUUUGCAAAGUCUGCCUACAUUUCUCCCCCAUUCUUUCUCUUAAUAACAUGAAUAAUGCCAGCAUCCCCAUAUUUCAGGGGUAGGCCGAGCCAUAAUAACAAGCCACAGAACAAACCAAGCCCUUGUGAAAGCAGUAAGAGAAACCAAAUAAAGAUAAUUUAUUUUCCAGGGAGUUUCGGGGAAAAGGGUGUAUUAAGAAAGGCAAUCAUAAGAGAGACAUUUAUUUUUUUAAAUAGAAUUAUCUAUAUAUGUAGGUGCCUGCAUAUAUGUAUGUGCGUGCGUGUAUGCGUGUGUGAGAGAGAAAUCUCUUCCUUUAUUUUAAAUCAGGAAAAAACCUUAAGAUAGGAAUAAGUCAUAAGCCAUUUCUUUAUCCUUGGACCUUUUAAUAAACCUUUGUUUUGUACAAAACACAAAACCAAUGAAUUGCGCAUCUGAAAUCUAUAGAGGGAGAAAACACCCAAGGUGAAGACAAUGAACACAGGAAAGCAUAGGAGGGGGGAAAUGCAGUUUCACCCUCAUCUGAUGGGAAUAGCCAUCUCAUACUCCCUCUACCCAGUUUGAGGUAUGCUACUCUCAUGAAACAUUCUUGUCAGCUUCAUGUUGAAUUUCCAUGGGUAGUAUUAGAUUGUCCAAAAGCCUUAGAACAGUGUGUAUGUGUGUAUGCAUGUAUGCACCGAGCACAUAUAUGUGUGACUCUUAUUUUCAUUUGCUGGAUGAAAAUAAUGUCAUUUGUAGCUGAGCAAGUCCUCAGUUUCUUCUUACAGCAGGGUAGUCUGUUCAUGACACUUUAGCAAUAUGACCAUAUGAAGCCAUCAGCUUUCCAUUUUCUUUUUUAAAAUUAAGAUUCGGUGAGGAAAACAGAUUGUUUAGGCCUCAUUCUCCUCCAGGUACUUUGCAAUUGAUCUUGACACCUACAUUACUGAUUCUCAUGACUCUCUUUGUGGCCCUUCUAGAAAUUUUUGAUGUAUGAUUGCAGGUACCUCUUUGCACUUAAAUUGCAGGUACUUUUUCUUCCACUUAAAGUGCAGCACACACCCCAAAAUAAACCAAGGGUGAGUGCAUUCUGCAUUUUACCUCCAAGUUACUGCAUAUCUACUAAUAGCAGUGCCUGGAGGAAAUGCACUAGAGGUGAUCAAGUACUAUGGAGUAAAACCAAUUUAUUUUAGAAUCAAUGGUACAAAAUAUAAUACAUACACAGGCCCUGUUGCAGAUCUGAUGCACCUCACAUUGGGGUUUCUAUAACUUAAGUUGUAUCUUGCAACCUGUGUCUGAGCUCACAUGAUUGAAUAUGCUCCCUCCACAUGGAAAAUGAUCAUGUCAGGGAGAUUAUGGACAUAGGCUCACUAAAGACUAAGAUGUCCUACUGCUUGAAUCUGGGUUAUGUGAAUCCAUGGAAAUAAAAAUACAGUAGUAAGGAGUUAUCUUUUAUCCUGUGAUUCAGCUCAAAUUCAAGGAUGGCCACCUUCAGGGAUGUACUAUGUGUGUGGGGGGAGGGGGGACAAAAUGAAGGAAUUGCUCCUCUGCCCCCCCCCCAUAAAAAUUAUUUCAGUCCCCAAACUUUUAGCAUUGCAGAGACUAAGACCUAGAACUCUUGUAUUUGCAUUUUGUCUGUAACUUUGUCUGCCCUUUUCUGUGGUUGCUUAAAUUGCAAGGCUAGAAGUUGGAGGACUGAAGGGAAAUGAUAUUGAGGGAUGCAGAAUUCUUAUUUUGGAAGGGCAAUGUCCUCAUUUUGUUCCCCACCACCACCUGCUACAUUCCUGAAAGUGGCCACAUGGUCUCAGUCAGCAUACGUUUCAUGUGCUCUUAACAUCCUUGGCCUGGCCUGUGAUUCACAGUGUAAAUCCAGAGCUUUACAAGUGGAGGACCUGCCCCCAUUUUGUUUGCAGAUGGAGAGUUGUAUCUCCCAUAGCAUUUUGUAACAGUAGACAGACUGGGGUCAGUCUAGUUUGCACACCGUACUGUGUGCCAAGUUGCACUCAAACCACUGAUGUAGGUGCUGAUUUUGAAAAAAACCUUAUUUUACAUUCACAUUUUCAGAACACUGUUUCUGGGAAACAUAUGUUUCAUUUAUUUAUGGAAGAAUCUAGGUAUGAUGUGAAUAGCCAGAGGUACCCCCUCCCCACAGAGCCUGGUUUUAGUACAGCAGUUGAUGCGUAAGGUAUAAUUAUUUAUUGGAGAGUUGGCAGGGGAGAAUAAUUAAUACCACUAUUUCAGUGUGUGUUUAUGAGUGUGUGUGAGCCAGAGAGAAUGAAGGAGACUAAAUUGAUGCAUUUCUUGAGAAGAGUGUAAGAAUUUCACCUAAAAAGGGGGCACAUUUGCUAUGUGUUAUUUAUAAUAAAAGCUAGAUUUUACUUUUUGUUUUGGAGAUGACACUGCUAAUAAUUAGAAGGGCCAAUUCUGCCUCUCUUUUACAGGUAUUAACUAAGUGGUAACUUACUCCUGGAUAAGUAAAAGCAGCAGGGUUGGCCCCCUUUCUAAUAAAUAAAAUCAAGCUUUUAUUUGUGGUUUUACAAAAAAAAAAUUAGUAGAGAAUUUUUUAUAUUUCACUUCAUUUCCCCUAGUUUUGUUCUGUUGUGUCCUUAUUUAUGUAAUAUACUUUAACCUUUAUUGGCAUAGAUUCUUAUGCCUUUCCUUUGUUAUUGUCAUUUUUUUAAAGAAAUAUUUCUUUCUAGUGCGAUUUCAAUGUCUACCUUCUAAAUGAGAGAAUGUUUUCUUGUAUUUUUACAUUGUCAGAUUCUAUAGUUUCGUAGAUGAUUUAACCAAAUUGCUCAAUGUAUUCUCUAUAUCUAUCCGCUGGGUAUAUAAAAGUUCUAUUUUAAAUUGUGUAAAUACUUCAGAACUGGCUUCUUUUUGAGACUCCCCUGCUGUGGAGUUACUUGUUUACAUCACAAAGACUGUAGAAUCUCUACAUUCAUGUACUGUAAAUAGUGAAGUGAUCUGCCUAUAAAUAAAUAAACCAUAACAAA
Messenger RNA from Sceloporus undulatus (fence lizard), 11445 nucleotides. It is a transcript of the gene PPARGC1B, whose product is annotated as PPARG coactivator 1 beta. The transcript is spliced from 12 exons. The record is from RefSeq and is a predicted model, not a curated record. Gene Ontology annotation, cellular component: nucleus. Gene Ontology annotation, biological process: positive regulation of transcription by RNA polymerase II. Gene Ontology annotation, molecular function: RNA binding; transcription factor binding. Lineage: Eukaryota; Metazoa; Chordata; Lepidosauria; Squamata; Phrynosomatidae. Bases 253 to 3420 code for a protein of 1055 amino acids.